Girardinichthys multiradiatus is the source of this 7495-nucleotide messenger RNA. RefSeq names its product slit homolog 1 protein-like. Bases 331 to 5028 code for a protein of 1565 amino acids. Gene Ontology annotation, molecular function: heparin binding; Roundabout binding; calcium ion binding. The transcript has 38 exons. Gene Ontology annotation, biological process: negative chemotaxis; axon guidance. Lineage: Eukaryota; Metazoa; Chordata; Actinopteri; Cyprinodontiformes; Goodeidae. The record is from RefSeq and is a predicted model, not a curated record.
GGCAAGUGCACUGUACAGCUGCAAGAGCGAGAGAGAAAGCACACAGGGGAGCAGAAGAAAAAAAACCAAUUGGAGGAGCUGGAAAGCUGGGGACAAGUAGAAGAAGAGGAUACAUUUGUCCUUUUCCCCUCUCUUUAUCUCUCUGAGAUUCCUCUUUGGGAUCAAGUGGCAAUUGUUAAGCUCAAGCUGAACUUCGGCCGACUGUGCUGAAAACAUUCUCCUGCUCUUUCUCUCCACUUUCCAAAGACAGUAUAAGUGCUGGCGUGGUGACAGGAGGAGGGAAUCAGAUAUUUCAACUGAUAGACCUGGAGUGUCGGGGAAGACAGCAGGAUGCCAGCAGGGACAAGAAAGGAUGGAGUCAGGUCAGCAGGCUGUAGGAGGAUGGCAGUGGCAGUCAGCCCGGGUCUGUGGACAAUGCUGGCGUGGGCUGUCCUGGUGGGUCAGGGAGGUGUCGAAGCAUGUCCCGCUCCCUGCAGCUGCCUGGGGAACACGGUGGCCUGCAACGGCCGGGGAAUCCACUCUGUUCCCAAAAACAUUCCCAGAGGGACAGAGAGGCUAGAUCUGAACGAGAACAACCUGACUGUCAUAACUAAGACAGAUUUCUCUGGUCUUAAACACCUCAGAGCUCUUCACCUGAUGGGAAACCAGAUUAGUAACAUUGAAAGGGGAGCCUUUGAUGAGCUAAAGGAGCUGGAGAGACUUCGUCUUAACCGAAAUCAUCUCAGCCAGCUUCCAGAGCUGCUCUUUCAGAAGAAUGAAGCUUUGUCCCGACUGGAUCUGAGUGAAAAUACCAUCCAGGCCAUCCCGAGGCGAGCUUUCAGAGGAGCCACAGACCUAAAAAACCUUCAGCUGGAUAAAAACCACAUCGGCUGUAUUGAGGAGGGAGCGUUCAGAGCUCUGCGAUCCUUGGAAGUGCUCACACUGAACAACAACAACAUCAGCAGCAUCCCAGUUUCCAGUUUCAACCACAUGCCAAAACUCCGUACCUUUCGUCUCCACUCUAAUGCUCUGCGUUGUGAUUGUCACCUGGCCUGGCUGUCUCCAUGGCUACGACAGCGAUCUGCGUUGGGCCUCUACACUCAGUGCAGUUCCCCCCCUGCUCUGCGGGGCCUCAAUGUUGCAGAGCUGCGUAAGAGUGACUUUGCCUGCUCAGGCCACAGUGGCAGCGCCUUUGUUCAGCCAUGCAGUUUGGCGUCCGGGUCCUGUCCUCCUAUGUGUUCCUGUAGCAACAACAUCAUCAACUGUCGAGGAAGGGGCCUCACCGCUAUACCUGCCCACCUUCCAGAGGCCAUGACCGAAAUUCGUUUGGAACAGAAUGGGAUCAAGUCAGUUCCUCCAGGUGCCUUCACCUCCUACAAGAAACUCCGCCGAAUAGACCUGAGCAAUAACCAGAUAUCUGAGAUUGCUCCUGAUGCAUUUCACGGCCUCCGAGCUCUCAACUCACUGGUUCUGUAUGGGAAUAAAAUUACUGAGUUACCCAGUGGAGUAUUUGAUGGCUUGGUUUCUUUGGAGCUGCUAUUGCUGAAUGCAAAUAAAAUCCACUGUAUCCGUGCCACAGCAUUCAAAGACCUGGAAAACCUGGCCCUUCUAUCUCUAUAUGACAACAAGAUACAGAGUCUGGCUAAGGGAACCUUCGGCUCACUGCACAGUAUCCAGACACUCCACCUGGCCCAGAACCCCUUUGUUUGUGACUGUCAUGUGAAGUGGCUGGCUGACUUCUUGAGUUCAAACCCCAUAGAAACCAGUGGAGCUCGCUGUGCCAGCCCUCGCCGCCUCGCCAACAAACGCAUUGCUCAGAUCAAGAGCCACAAGUUCAGAUGCUCCACCAAGGAACAGUACCACAUCCCAGGUACUGACGACCGACGCCUGAGCUAUGAGUGUAACAGUAAGCCUGUAUGUCCUGCUAAAUGUCGGUGUGAGGCCAAUGUGGUGGAUUGCUCCAAUCUACGCCUCACGAAAUUCCCUGAACACCUGCCACCAUCCACUGAAGAGCUGCGUCUUAACAACAAUGAUCUGUCCAUGCUAGAGGCCACUGGAACCUUCAAAGGUCUACCACAUCUAAAGAAAAUUAACCUGAGCAACAACAAGAUUUCAGAGAUUGAGGACAGUGCGUUUGAGGGCGCCUCUUCAGUGGUGGAGCUUCACCUCACAGCCAACCACCUGGAUUCUGCACGAGGGAGUAUGUUUAAAGGCAUGGAGGGCCUGCGCAUGCUGAUGCUGAGGAACAACAGGAUUACCUGCAUCCAUAACAGCAGCUUCACAGGGCUGACCAACGUCAGGCUGCUCUCCCUCUAUGACAACCAGCUUACAACCAUCCUACCUGGGGCCUUUGACACACUGCCCAACCUGUCCACACUAAACCUCCUGGCCAAUCCGUUUAACUGUGACUGCCACCUGUCCUGGUUCGGGGCGUGGCUCAGAAGCCGUCGGAUUGUGACAGGGAAUCCUCGGUGUCAGAGCCCCGCUUUUCUUCGAGGGAUUCCUCUGCAGGACGUAGCUGUGCCUGAUUUCCGCUGCGAGGAUGGUUCUGUGCUGGAGGACAGGAGCUGUCUUGCAGGGCCUCAGUGUCCCAGCCAGUGUUCCUGUAUGGACACAGUGGUUCGGUGCAGCAACAAACAUUUGCAGGCUCUGCCCAGAGGACUGCCCCGUAACAUCACCGAACUGUACCUGGAUGGGAACCAGUUCACCAGUGUUCCUAAGGAGUUAGCCACCUUUAAGUACCUGCAACUUGUAGAUCUGAGCAACAAUAAAAUUAGCUCACUGUCCAACGACUCCUUCUCCAAUAUGAGCCAACUCACAACUCUGAUCCUCAGUUACAAUUCAUUACAGUGUAUCCCUCCUCUGGCUCUGGCUGGCUUGCGCUCCCUGAGGCUGCUCUCUCUCCAUGGCAACGACAUCUCAAAGCUGCAGCAGGGAAUCUUCAAUGACCUAGCCACCCUGUCUCACCUAGCAAUUGGAGCCAACCCUUUGUACUGUGACUGUCGGCUGCUCUGGCUAUCAGACUGGGUGAAGAGUGGGUAUAAGGAGCCUGGUAUUGCCCGCUGCACUGGCCCCCAGGGCAUGGAGGGGAAGCUGCUGCUCACCACACCUGCUGACAAGUUCCAAUGUCUGGGUCCAGUGGACAUGACGGUUCAGGCCAAAUGCAGUCCAUGUGUGUCCUCCCCUUGCCAGAACCAGGGAACCUGCCACAUCCACCAAACCCAACAGUACACCUGUGCCUGCAACACAGGCUUUACGGGUAAACACUGUGAGACCCCAAUUGAUGCUUGUGUCAGCAACCCCUGCACCAAUGGAGGAACUUGCCUAAGAGACGAGCAGACAGGAGGCUUCAGCUGCGCAUGUACAUUUGGGUUCCAUGGCACAUUUUGCGAGGUCAACGUGGACGACUGCGAGGAUCACGGAUGUGACAAUGGUGCCACCUGUGUUGAUGGAGUUGGCAACUACACCUGCUUGUGUCGUCCUAGCUACAGAGGUCUGUUUUGUGAAGAGGAGGAUGAUAUUUGCUCUUCAGGGAGAAAUCCUUGUAAGCAUCAGUCCACCUGCAUCAGCAGCCCUACAGGCCCCAGGUGUGUAUGCCUCCCAGGUUGGGUGGGACCAGACUGCAGCAUAGACUACAAUGAGUGUGUGGAUCAUCAUUGUCAGAACGCAGCCCAGUGUGUCGACCACCUGGAUGGCUACAGCUGUGUCUGCCCACAGGGAUUCAGUGGCACGUUUUGUGAGGUCCCAGAUCUUCAGCUGACACCCUGCCACCUGGCCAAGUGUAAGAAUGGCGCCGCCUGUGAAGACAAGUUGGGGACUGCAAUCUGUCAGUGUCUGCCCGGCUUUGAGGGCCAGGGUUGUGAGAAGCUGGUCAGCGUUAACUUUGUCGACAGAGAUUCUUAUGUCCAACUUCAAGAUGUGAAAAACUGGCCUCAGUCUAACAUCACAUUGCAGGUGUCAACUGCAGAAGAUAACGGCAUCUUGCUCUAUAAUGGAGACCAUGAGCCAAUCGCUGUAGAGCUCCAUCAGGGCCGUGUAAGAGUCACCUAUGACCCUGGGAACCAGCCUGCCUCUGCUAUUUACAGUGCGGAGACAGUGAACGAUGGGCUUUUCCACACGGUUGAGCUGGUGACCUUUAAUCAGAUGGUGAACUUAUCUGUGGAUGGAGGAGAGCCAACAACUCUGGACAGUCAUGGCCGCGGCCAGCUGGUGACUGGAGAGACACCACUGUAUGUGGGAGGUAUGCCCGAGGAGGUUAUACCAACUUCUAGAGGGCUCUCUUCUCAGACCCUCAACACAUCCAGUUUCCAUGGAUGCAUCAGGAACCUCUACAUAAACCAUGAGCUGCAAGAUUUUACCCGCAGCCAAAUGAAAACAGGGAUAGUGCCAGGCUGCCAACCCUGCCGCAAACUUUACUGCUUGCAUGGCAUAUGCCAACCUAAUAGUGCACAGGGUCCCCAGUGUCACUGCCAGCCAGGUUGGACAGGACAACACUGUGACCAGCCAAUCACUGUAGGCCUUAGUGGAGUGGAUGUUGUCACCAUGGCAAAUGGUAUCAACCCAUGUGAGGGCAACAAGUGUGUAAAGGGUGAGUGCAUUGUGUUGGAUGCUCAAACCUAUCGCUGUGAAUGUGAAAAGGGAUACAGAGGUACGCUGUGUAACCUUAAGGAGGAGCCUGCAGGUUCUUGCCAGAGGCUGCAGUGUCUGCAUGGCCAGUGUCAAAAGACAGAGGAUGGAGAGAGCUGUGUUUGUGAGCAGGGACAAACUGGAGAGAGCUGCAAUAUAGAGACCCCAUGUAGAGGUGAGCCAGUUAGAGACUACCACCAACUGCAGCGUGGCACUGUUCUCUGCCAGACAUCAAAACCGUUCUCCUGGGUUCAAUGUCAGGGUCACUGCCGAGCUGAAGCCAAGCGGGAUGUCGCCGCUGCCUCCUGCUGCGCCCCUCUGAGGGUCCGGCGGCGGCGGAUUACCUUCGAAUGCGACGACGGGACCUCGUUUACACAGGAUGUGGAAAAGCCUGUGGAAUGUGGCUGCAAGGAGUGUUUGUAGUACCGUGAAAGGGAAGUGCACACAUACCCACAUGUAGCUGCACACAGUUUGAAAUCCAGUACCCAAACCCAGCUCCAGAGGUAUACUCGCCGUAGGAUUCUACCAUACAUUUUGAGUGUUUUUUUUUUUUUUGUAAUUUGCACACAGAGGCAGUUUUGUAACAUAAGACAUUUCCUCAUCAACGAGUCAACCUCAUCGUCAUGCUCCUCCUCUUUGCCUGCAGUAGCAGAACCUGUGUUCUAACUCCCUAACUCUCACACAUUAAUAAUACAUGUAUGUGUGAGAGGUAAAGUCCUGCUCUCCAUUAUGCAAACACACACCUGAUUAAAUUGGUUUGUAUUACUGGUGUUAAGGAUCAGUAAAGUGUCAUUGUUUACCAGUGUUUCUUGCAUUCUCUUCACAAUUUAUCUGCAGUGUGAAUGUAAGCAUCAAGUGUCCAGCUUGUUAUCCUUCAAGAUGUGAGUGAAUAUGUUCAUUAGCAGCAGGUUUUGUGUGGUAUUACACAUAACAACGGUGCAGAUGAGUUUAUGUAACACUGAAAUUUAAUUGCUGGCAUCUGUCUGACAUUAUUUGGUGAAAUUAGCAAGAAGUCAGACAGACAGAAUGUGCUGUGGGCAAAAUCUGUCUUGUUACCCAGAGAUGUUUCGAACAUCUGUCUUUUGCUCAAAACAUGUUGUUUCUCCGCUCAGUUCAGUUUAGGAAGCAGCAGACAAUUAUCUGAAGAUAUAGUGGUGGAAAAAUGUUGUUGCCAGACUACGCAGCCACACUCAGACUGUAAAUCAUGGUCUUUUAUUCAAAGCCAAUGUGUUCUUCACUGAGGCAGUUGGUAUGGCUGAAUUAGAAAGGAAGUAGAUCAGAGUCCACUUUCUACACAGUAGGGAUGAGAGACCAACCUCCUUGAGGAGAAACAUUAAACAAAGCUGAAGUAGAUCACACAUUUUUUUAAUGGUCUACCUUACAUUAGAAAUAAACAUGUUUACAGCAUGGUAUAUUAACUGUUUCUGUGUUCGUAAUUAUUUUGUCCUUGCAUGACCGCAGAAUACCAAUACAUUCUUAAACAACACACCAGAAUGAAUGAUCAUGCAAGGGGCCAUGAUGCAUUCAAGAUCACAGAUCAAUAUUCUAUUGGCCAUAUGCUGACCUUGAGGCUUCUAAGUGUCAGUUUACAAGAUGGUGACUGCGUCUAAGGUCCUAUGUUGGACAGGCUAUAUAGACACACUUUUCCUACCAAACAGUAACAGCAUGCCAUCAUGUAUAUUACUGAAUACCUGAUUGAGUUACCACUCUUACAUAAACAAUCACUUCUAGCUAUAGCUAAGGCCCAUUAAAGGUUUGGGUUCUGAAAGUAGUGCUGAUUAAAGCCGAUUUCUCUUUAAGAACUAAAAUAUAAGAAAGCGAUUCAAGUAUAUUUUUCAGCCUUACUGUUGUGAACAUUAAUUAUUUAUAUUAGGAGCAGAGGAAAAGUCAGGUCUCCUGUAUGAGAGAGACCAGGCACUAUAAAACAGGGUUUAAAGACAAAAUCACUAAGGUGACAUUUUAAACUGUUUUUAGCUAAUCGUAGCAAUUAGAGCAGCUGGCAAGGUUACUAAACUGUAGUCUAUAUGUGCUCCCAGCAUUAAUGUAGAUUCUUACCUCUACUCUGUUAUUUUCAAAAGACCAACAUUUCCAAAUCCAGCAUGUUCUAUUACAGAAAAAGGUUAAAAAUUUCAACAGAUAAAAUAGAGCAACUUUGUUAUAAUCCCUUCAGCCUAUCUGAUAGCCUGAAUAAACCACGGACAUGUCUCAACAUGUUGCAGAAAACAUUUUCCUUUUAAACAGCUUUUUACACCUCUGUGCUUCCUCUGACUUAAUUGACACUAAUAAUAGCUAACUUUUAGUCUUCUUCACUGUGUAACAGCUUCCACACCAAAGAGUGUUGUUGACAGUGUGAAAUGCUGGCGCUUACAUAUGAGGUGCUCCGAAAAGGUUGGAUUGGAUUGUAGAGUUUCCAGUCAGGGCCAAUUAAACUGACAAUGGUCCCAUUCUCUGUUUUCCCACAUCGAUAUGAAACUAAAACAUGAACCCAGAAAUUUAAAUAAUAAAAAGAAGUUUAGCAUGAGCUAAACUGUGUACAUCAGGGGUCUCAAACCCGUGUCCUGCAGGCCGAUAUUUUGUGGCCCUUACCUUGAUAUGAAAGUUUAUUGUUAGUGUGGCCCACGAGAUUUUAUGAAUGGCCCUUUACAGCAUUGUGUGUGGAGGUCCCUUUAUUGUGCAAACUAGAGCUGAAUGAACCUUCCAGUCAUAGAAGGGUAUAUGGCGGGCCAUUGGCUGGUCUUGAAGCAAGAGAAGACUCAUUUCACAAUUCCAAUGUUCCGUUGACAAUGUCACUGAGGGGAGUGGACCUCCAACGGAGCAACUCAGCCAUCUCUACCCGCCUUGUUAUACAGGUCCUUCUCAAAAUAUUAGCAUAUUGUGAUAAAGUUCAUUA